UGUUUUUUUACAAAUCCGCGUGCAGGCUAAUCUGCAAUCUCUGGUUAACUAUUGUUUACCGUCUGUGUGUGGAACAAAAUGAGCAUUGUAAACGGGUUCUUUCGGGUGCAGAAGUUAAUGCGCCCAUCGGUUACCCUAGCCCGGUGCUUACUUCCUGCUACCGGCCAUCUUUCGCAUCGGACGAUAAGCACACCGCCCGGUCUAGGCGUCGGUCAUCCGCGAUGGAACACAUCGGUAAAUCGGUCGCUUAGCACGAAGGUGGCCGAGGAGGGCUACCACUCGAUCAUCCGUGACGGAGAAAAGGGUGUCGGAUCGAGUGAUAAGCACGAGUUCCAGGCGGAAACGCGCAUGCUACUAGACAUCGUUGCACGGUCCCUGUACUCCGACAAGGAAGUGUUUGUCCGCGAGCUUGUUUCGAACGCUAGCGAUGCGCUGGAAAAGUUCCGCUUUCUCGUGCAAUCGUCACCGGAAGGGGCCAGCGAGUAUGCCGAGUGCGACCGGGCGCUAGAGAUACACAUCGGCACCAACAAGCAGGAUCGACAGCUGACACUCCAGGACACGGGUAUCGGUAUGACAAGGGAGGAACUGAUCGCCAACCUGGGAACGAUCGCGCGCUCCGGCUCGAAGCACUUCAUCGAGCAGCUCAAGGAAAGCGGUCGUGGAUCGCAGGAGAACGUGCAGAACAUCAUCGGCCAGUUCGGUGUCGGAUUCUACUCCGCGUUUAUGGUGGCCGACCGGGUUGAUGUGUACACGCGCUCGGCUCGCACCGGUUCCCCCGGGUUGAAGUGGUCAUCCGAUGGGUCCGGUACGUUCGAAAUUCAGGAAGCGGAAGGAGUGGCCAUAGGGACGAAGAUUGUGAUUCACCUGAAGGCGGACUGCCGGGAGUUCGCGGAUGAGGAUCGAAUCCGGGAGGUAAUCCGGCGGUACAGCAACUUCGUCGGUAGUCCCAUCUUCCUGAACGGCAAGCAGGCGAAUCAGAUACAACCGAUCUGGCUGAUGGAACCGAAGCAGGUCACUCCCGAGCAGCACAACGAAUUCUACCGGUUCGUAGGCAACACGUUCGACACACCACGUUUUACGCUGCACUACAAAACCGACGUACCGUUGAGUAUCCGCGCGUUGCUUUACUUCCCCGAGGGUAAACCGGGACUGUUCGAGAUGUCACGGGACGCGGACGGUGGUGUGGCACUCUACACGCGCAAGGUACUGAUCCAGUCGAAGACGGAAAACCUGCUGCCCAAGUGGCUUCGUUUUCUCAAGGGUGUCGUCGAUUCGGAGGACAUUCCGCUUAAUCUGAGUCGUGAAUUGCUGCAGAACAGUUCGCUCAUCCGCAAGCUGCGUAUUGCGCUGACGAAUCGUACGCUGCGCUUUUUGCACGAUCGUUCCCAGAAGGAACCGGAAAGCUACGACAAGUUCUACCGGGACUAUGGACUGUUCCUCAAGGAGGGUAUCGUGACCAGCCAGGAGCAGCAGGAAAAGGAGGAGAUCGCCAAAUUGCUACGGUUCGAGACGAGUCGCGAGCCAAACCGGACCGUUUCGUUACCCGAGUACUGCCAGGGCCAGGCGGAAGGACAAAAGGACAUCUACUACUUAGCCGCACCGAACCGAACCCUCGCCGAAGCAUCCCCGUACUACGAGUCACUCAAGAAGCGCGGCAUCGAGGUGCUUUUCUGCUACGAGGCGUACGAUGAGCUGGUUCUGAUGCAGCUCGGCAUGUUCCUCGGGAAGAAUCUCAUCUCGGUCGAGAAGGAAAUGCGUCGUUCGGAUGCGACCUCCACCGCCGACCAGGAUGGACUGCUCGAGGGUUCGCUGCUGAAGACUCAGAUCGACGAAUUGCUGCCCUGGAUUAAGCAGAGGCUCGCCGGCAAGGUGUCGAACGUCAAGACAACCGGCAAGCUCGAUUCGCACCCGUGCGUAGUAACGGUCGAGGAGAUGGCCGCCGCACGGCACUUCAUCAAAACGCAAAGCCAUAACAUGAGCGAAGAGAAUCGCUACGCACUUCUACAACCUCAGUUUGAAAUCAAUCCUAAACAUCCAAUUAUCAAAAAGCUACACAAACUGACGACCAGCGAUCCGGAGCUAGCAGAACUGCUGGCAAAUCAACUCUUCUCCAACGCCAUGGUCGGGGCCGGUUUAGUCGACGACCCGCGGAUGCUGUUGACCAGCAUGAACGAUUUGCUCCAGAAGGUACUUGACAAGCACUAAAAAGGCACGCAUGGGGCGGUAUGCCGGACUGUUGUUUGGUUUGUUUCUUAUUUUCCUUUCUACUUCUAAGCUAGGCGAUA
This is a messenger RNA of Anopheles coustani, 2285 nucleotides long. RefSeq names its product heat shock protein 75 kDa, mitochondrial (gene Trap1). The transcript has 3 exons. Lineage: Eukaryota; Metazoa; Arthropoda; Insecta; Diptera; Culicidae. Gene Ontology annotation, biological process: protein folding. Gene Ontology annotation, cellular component: mitochondrial inner membrane. Bases 79 to 2205 code for a protein of 708 amino acids. The record is from RefSeq and is a predicted model, not a curated record. Gene Ontology annotation, molecular function: protein kinase binding; ATP-dependent protein folding chaperone; ATP binding.